Molecule: messenger RNA, 708 nt
Organism: Funneliformis caledonium
Lineage: Eukaryota; Fungi; Glomeromycota; Glomeromycetes; Glomerales; Glomeraceae
Source: the annotation of a GenBank genome assembly
GAUAUGAUGAUAAUCUGAAAGAUUACUUUGAAGUUGACAAUGGUUUUUCCCAUUAUAACUCUAUUGAUAAUGAACCAGUAAAAAAUGAUAAUGCUGCAAGCAUUAUAGAAAAACUUUGUAAAGCAACAAGAAAGUAUUACCAGGAACAUGCUUCUCGAGAAGUACAUAAGUUACGUUAUAUAGGAAAUUCAAGUCAUACUAAAAGAAGAAAGAAUCAACAGCAGCGUGAAGCAGCAAAAGGGACUCUUACUUUACAUACCUUUUGGAAUACCAAGAAAUCUGAAGAAAUUGAUGAGGAGCCGACUGAAGAGACUAAUGUAAAAGAAUCAGAUGAUGAAAUUGAAGAUUGUGAUUGGCAUAAUAAAAUUCAGGUUGCUCUCAAAAAUCUAAUAUUAGAUCUCAAAAAAGAAAAGGUUAAUAGUGAGAUUUGGAUACGUCUAAAUAGUAUUCAACUUUAUCUUCAACUUAUAAAAUCUAAUUAUUUAAAAAUGAACACAAGUGAGAUUGUUGCUAAUGCAGCAGGAAAAGGGGUAUAUCAUACCAGAUGCAUUCAUUCUUGGGCAAAUGAUUAUAUAAUGACCCAUAAAAUUCCUUACUCUCGUCGAGGAUAUCAUGCAAAGAUGCCAAUUUUCUCUGGAGACAAUUUGGAGGAAGUAACAUGGCUAGGUGAUAAUGUACAACCACUUAUUCUUGUCACACAUGAUAAAU